Messenger RNA from Oncorhynchus nerka (sockeye salmon), 3194 nucleotides. RefSeq names its product transmembrane protein 26-like. The transcript is spliced from 6 exons. Lineage: Eukaryota; Metazoa; Chordata; Actinopteri; Salmoniformes; Salmonidae. The coding region runs from base 51 to 1115 and encodes 354 amino acids. The record is from RefSeq and is a predicted model, not a curated record.
GUUUCAGGAAUAACGGGACACUAGCUGUCGAAUCUUUAUUCUUAAGUAUUAUGGCGUUUGUGGUCAAAUUUUCGUGUGCGGUAGUUACUAGGUUGCUUUUCAUUCUUAUUUCACUCAUCGGAGUUUGGAGAGUGACAUUGGUUAAAGAUGACAAUAUCUACUGGUUUAUGACAUUUCUCUUUCUACCUCUCGUUGUCGAAAUGAUAGUAACUUUGAAAAGAAGAAAGGGAAAAGAUUAUAAAUGGUUCUCGCCAGCCAUUAUGUUGUUCCUUGUCAGUAUCAUUCCAUCCAUCUGGAUUCUGGAACUACAUCAUCAGCAUCACAACUCUAGUGACCUCCAGUGCAAGAAACUGGACUCAUGGGAAAAUGUGAGAAGCAUGAUUUCUCGGAACGAAACGGUGGGGAAUUUAACGGUUCAAACCUAUCUAAAGGGUCUUGACCAACUCUUGUCCACGGUUUGUCCCAACGACUGGAUCCUGGCCCUCCAUCAGGUCCUUCUAAUCCUACUCAUCAUAGGGAAGUGGCUCCUCCCACUGGGGGGUGGGGUCACACGGGAGGAGCUCUCCCAGCUUCUGCUCAUCUUCGUUGGCACAGCAGCUGACAUCUUGGAGUUCACCAGUGAAACACUGUCUGAUGUCAAGGAAAACAGCCCUCAGCUGGUGUACAUCAUCUUGGCGGUGUGGACCUGGAGCAUGUUACAGUUCCCUCUCCAUCUGGCCGUGGUGAACUCAAAGCCAGAAAGUGAGGGUGAAGGCCAAGGCGAUUCCCUCCUGACCAAGCACAGCACAGACAUAUGGAGCAUCAUUGAGAGCCUAUUCAUCCAGGAUGGCCCUUUCCUUGUGGUCCGGCUCACCGUCAUGACCUACUUUGAUGUCUUUCACCAGAUGUUGGUGUUCUUUACCAUUAAAAACUUCCUGGUGGUCAUCCUGAACUUCUACCGGCUGGCCGUCAUAUGCCAGAACUACAGACCUGUAGUCAGGUCCAGAAGCAGCAGUAACAUCCCUGAUUGUAGUAGGGUAGAGGUGGAGAGGAAGUAUGGGGAGGGGAGGUUGGAGAGAGACAUGGUUCCUGCCUCUGCUUUGGAGGAAGUUAAUACAGAAAGUACCAUUACGUAGUGCACUGUUUAUACAAUGCACAAGUUCAAUAUUGGACAGGAUUUGUGAGUUCAAAAGCUGGAAUUAAUUAUCUGACUUGACAUUUCCAUGCGUAAAGAGAAGGAGAGACAGAAACCGUUUAAAAGUCACAAGCAUAUAUUCAAUUUCAGCUCAGCUGAUUUUCUACAGUAUUUUAACAUUUUUUGUAAUGUUUUUACCCCUUUGACAAAAAUGACAUGGCUUAGAAGUUUACCCCCAAAGGUAUGUGAAAUAGAAAAAAAAAAUUGUUAGCAAACAAAGAGUAUGACUGAAAAGGUAGGCAGCCAAAUGUAACUGUCCACAGCUGACAAAAUCUACCCAAUUUUGUUUUCCAAUGGGUUGCUUUUGACGAUGGGAAAAGGUGUGAUUAUGCAGUGGAUUCGGAAAGUAUUCAGACCCCUUCCCCUUUUCCACAUUUUGUUACGUUACAGACUUAUUCUAAAAUUGAUUAAUUAAAAUGUGCCUCAUCAAUCUACAAACAAAACCCCAUAAGGACAAAGUGAAAACAGGUUUUUGGGAAAUACCUUAUUGACAUAAGUAUUCAGACCCUUUGCUAUGAGACUCGAAAUUGAGCUCAGGUGCCUCCUGUUUCCAUUGAUCAUCCUUGAGAUGUUUCUACAACAUGAUUGGAGUCCACCUGUGGUAAAUUCAAUUGAUUGGUCAUGAUUUGGAAAGGCACACACCUGUCUAUAUAAGGUCCCACAAUAGACAGUUCAUGUCAGAGAAAAAACCAAGCCAUGAGGUCAAAGGAAUUGUCCAUAGAGCUCAGAGACAGGAUUGUGUCAAGGCACAGAUCUGGGGAAGGGUACCAAAACAUUUCUGCAGCAUUGAAGGUACCCAAGGUACAAUAGCCUUCAUCAUUCUUAAAUGGAAGACGUUUGGAACCACCAAGACUGAGCAAUCGGGAGGGAGGUGACCAAGAACCCGAUGGUCACUCUGACAGUGCUCCAGAGUUCCUCUGUGGAGAUGGGAGAACCUUCCAGAAGGACAACCAUCUAUGCAGCACUCCCCCAAUCAAGCCUUUAUUAUAGAGUGGCCAGACGGAAGCUACUCCUCAGUAAAAGGGACAUGAUAGCCACUUGGAGUUUGUCAAAAGGAACCUAAAGGACUCUCAGACCAUGAGAAACAAGAUUCUCUGGUCUGAUGAAACCAUGCCAAGCUGAAGUAAACCUGGCACCAUCCCUACAGUGAAGCAUGGUGGUGGCUGCAUCAUGCUGUGGAGAUGUUUUUCAGCGUCAGGAACUGGGAGACGAGUCAGGAUCGAGGGAAAGAUGAACAAACAAAGUACAAAGAGAUCCUUGAUGAAAACCUGGUCCAGAGUGCUCAGAACCUCAGUCUGGGGUGAAGGUUCACCUUCCAACAGGACAACAACACUAAUCACACAACCAAGACAACACAGGAGUGGCUUCGGGACAAGUCUCUGAAUGUCCUUGAGUGGCCAAGCCAGAGCCGGUCAUGAUCUCAAUCGAAUAUCUCUAGAGAAACUUGAAAAUAGCUGUGCAGCGACACUCCUCAUCCAACCUGACAGAGCUUGAGAGGAUCUGCUGAGAAUGGGAGAAACUCCACAAAUACAGCUGUGCCAAGCUUGUAGCGUCAUACCCAAGAAGACUUUAAUUGCUGCCAAAGGUGCUUCAACAAAGUACUGAGUAAAGGGUCUGAAUACUUAUGUAAAUGUGAUAUUUCAGUUUUUUAUUUUUAAUACAUUGGCAAAAAAAUGCUAAAAACAUGUUUUUCUUUGUCAUUAUGGGAUAUUGUGUGUAGAUUGACGAGGGGGGAAAAAAACAAUUUAAUCCAUUUUAGAAUAAGGCUGUAACAUAACAAAAUUUGGAAAAAGUCAAGGGGUCUGAAUCCUUUCCGAAUGCGCUGUAUGUUACUGUACUGUAAUACGCCUGGUUGAAUUGAGCUUAGAAUUUCAUAGGGGUGAAAUGGCAGGCAGUUUCAUUUGUAUUUUCUUCGUUUAAAUGUAUUCAUAUUCUUUAUUUCCAUGCAGGUAGAUGUUUUUUUGUAUUUUACGUUAUUUCAAUCAUUGAAUAAAAUGUAUUCAGUGUUUUAUUCAGUGAA